This is a messenger RNA of Penicillium odoratum, 1803 nucleotides long. It is a transcript of the gene nar1, whose product is annotated as iron-sulfur cluster assembly protein NAR1. Gene Ontology annotation, molecular function: 4 iron, 4 sulfur cluster binding. Gene Ontology annotation, biological process: iron-sulfur cluster assembly. The transcript has 2 exons. Gene Ontology annotation, cellular component: cytosolic [4Fe-4S] assembly targeting complex. NCBI's taxonomy places the organism in Eukaryota, Fungi, Ascomycota, Eurotiomycetes, Eurotiales, Aspergillaceae. The record is from RefSeq and is a predicted model, not a curated record. Bases 1 to 1803 code for a protein of 600 amino acids.
AUGAGCGCGAUCCUGUCGGCCGACGAUUUGAACGAUUUCAUUUCGCCAGGAGUUGCAUGUAUCAAACCUGUGGAAUCGCUUCCGAAGGCAAAGGAACCUCAGAAUCCUUACGAAGUGACAACAGAAGACAAAGUCGAACCAGAAAACCUUCCUCCGGCGCAGAUCUCCUUGACGGACUGUCUUGCUUGCUCUGGCUGUGUGACCUCGGCGGAGGCGGUCUUGAUCUCGCUACAGUCUCACACGGAAGUUCUCAACACCCUUGACGCAUACCCGGAAAUCCCAUUGACCCAGUCACAUCAUGGGACAACAGUUGGACCUGCGGGGCCAGGGAAAGGCAAGAUCUUUGUUGCAAGUGUGAGCCCGCAGGUCCGGGCGAGCUUGGCUGCAACAUAUGGAAUCUCGGACAAGAAAGCGGGGUAUAUGAUCGACCAGUUUUUGCGUGGCCCCCAGGGAUUGCGAAGUGGCGGGAAGCAAGGCAGUGCCUUUACAUGGGUGGUGGACACAAAUGCUAUGCGAGAGGCAGUAUUGGUUCUCACAGCCGAUGAAGUGUCUGAGUCACUUGCAAGUACAAAUGAGGGCCAAGAUUCGCCUCCUAAGCGGCCAAUCCUGUCAUCUGCCUGCCCCGGUUGGAUUUGCUACGCUGAAAAGACCCAUCCAUUCGUUCUUCCGCAUCUGUCUCAGCUCAAAUCCCCCCAAGCGAUGUCUGGGACAUUCCUUAAAACAGUCCUGAGCAAAUCGCUUGGAGUUCCGCCGUCUCAGAUCUGGCAUCUAGCGGUCAUGCCUUGCUUCGACAAGAAAUUGGAGGCUAGUCGUGAGGAGCUCACAGAUGUCUCCUGGCAAGAAGGUCUAGGGCAAAACAUCACUGAACCGUAUGAUCCUGUUCGAGAUGUGGAUUGUGUUAUCACUUCUCGUGAACUUCUCUCCUUGGCCUCAUCACGGGGGCUUUCGCUUCCAGACCUGCCUCUUCAACCGCUUCCUCCAGCAUACUCUCCUUCAUUCCCAGAAAAGACCCUAGAGUCAUUCAUCUCCUUCCAAAUUUCUCCUGCGGAACAGUCUCUUGCGACAGGUACCUCCGGAGGUUAUUUACACCAUGUGCUUACGACUUUUCAAGCCCGAAACCCGGGGAGUGACCUUAUCACAAAUCGUGGACGCAAUGCAGACGUUGUCGAGUACGUUCUCAUGUCUAAUGAAGGGCAACCUAUUAUGAAGGCGGCCCGGUACUACGGUUUCCGCAACAUCCAGAACCUUGUUCGGAAAUUAAAACCGGCACGCGCAUCUCGAAUGCCCGGUGCUAAACCUAUGGCCAGGCCCAUGGCAGGUCGUCGCCAGCCUUUGUCUCGUAAUGCCGCAGCAGGAACCAAUUCAGGCUCCGAUUAUGCUUAUGUGGAAGUCAUGGCAUGUCCUGGUGGUUGUACGAAUGGUGGUGGGCAAAUUCGAGUCGAAGAUGCCCGAGAAGCUACCGAGCCCACUCAGCCUGUUGAUGCAGUUUCAUCUGAAGCAUCAAAGCCAUCUCCCCAUGAACAACGGGCCUGGCUUGCCCGUGUAGAUGAGGCCUACUUCUCAAUGGAAUCCGACUCGGAAACUGAAUUGGAUGAUACAUCUCGGCCUCUGUCUAUUGUGGACAAAGAGAUUCAGGUCCAUGAAAAUUUGCAAAGAUGGUCACAGUACAUGGGUAUCCCACUAUCUAAGCUUGCUUAUACAACUUACCGCAAGGUCGAAAGUGAUGUUGGCAAAGAACAGGUCCCUCCCGAUGAAACCACCCGAGUGGUUGAACUUGCUGGAAAGAUUGGUGGUGGAUGGUAA